AUGAUGCUCCCCUCCCUCCGCAGGGCUCAGAGUGGAAUGCGGCAAACCUGGAGGAGCUACAGAGAAACAGGGUCAGCCACAUCUUGAACAUGGCCCGCGAGAUUGACAACUUCUACCCGGAGCGCUUCAUCUACCACAACGUGCGCCUCUGGGACGAGGAGUCAGCCCAGCUGCUACCCCACUGGAAGGAGACACACCGCUUCGUGGAGGCCGCAAGAGCCCAGGGCACCCGGGCGCUGGUGCACUGCAAGAUGGGCGUCAGCCGCUCAGCUGCCACGGUGGUCGCUUACGCCAUGAAGCAGUACGGCUGGGGCCUGGAGCAGGCCCUGCGCCACGUUCAGGAGCUCCGGCCCGUCGCCCGCCCCAACCCUGGCUUUCUGCGCCAGCUGCAGACCUACCAGGGCAUCCUGACCGCCAGCCGGCAGAGCCAUCUCUGGGAGCAGAAAGCGGGUGGGGCCUCCCCAGAGGAGCCCCUCGCCCCCGAUGUCUCUACACCUUCCCCACCGCUUCCGCCAGAGCCAGGGGGCAGGGCGGAGAUGGAGGCUAUGGGUUUGGAGGAGAGCCAGGCAGCCCCAACAGAAGAGCCUGGACCACGGCCCCGCAUCAACCUCCGAGGGGUCAUGAGGUCCAUCAGCCUCCUGGAGCCUUCCUCGGAGCUGGAAGGCGCCUCAGGGGCCAGUGACCUGCCAGAGGUGUUUUCUUCAAAUGAGUCUUCAGAGGAAGACCCUCCAGAGACCCUCCCUCAGCUCUCAAAGGCCAAGGGAGGCCGGCGGGGCCACAAGGGGCCUUGGCCUGCCCUGAAGUCCCGCCAGUCUGUGGUCGCCCUCAACAGCGCUGCCCUGGUGGCCAGCCGGACCCAGGCCUUCCAGGAGCAGGGCGGGGCUGGCUGCGCCUCCACACCCAGGCUCCGGGGGAAGGUGGUGAGGCAGGCCAGUGUGGAUGGCAGUGAGGAGGAGGGCGAGGCCUGAGCCCCCACACAUGCCCCUGGCCCCCAGAUACAAAUAGAGGGACCGGCACACAGCUCCUGGGACGAGCACCCUUCACUCCUGCCAACCUGUCCACAUUCCUUUUAGCUCCUCCCCAGGUGGCCCCAACAUCACUACAGCCUCGGCUGCUGCAGCCUUAAGUCUCGGACAUGUCCUCCUUUCCAAGGGCUCAAGACCUUCUCUGUCUAUAAUGGGGAUGUGACCGAGAGACUGAAGAUACCUUUGGGGGCAAGAACACCUUGCUUCAUUCUCAGUUGCUGCCGGGAACAUUCACUUGCAGCCACAGAAUAAAAGUUUCCCAGUGCAGAAAGGCUUCUGCUCCCUCCCUCACCCACUCCCAUCUGCCUCACCCCUGCCCCCUUCAUUCCUGGGGUCUGCUCGGCCAGAGACCCAGUGGCCCUUAAAGGCCGAGAGUAACCUCAGUCCCCAGACCUGGAGGCUCUGAGGAGCGGAGAGCUGGCCCACAGGUGGGGCUGGCGGGUCGGCCUCCCUCCCACACUCCACAACCUGCCCAUCUUUUGCUGCUGCCCCCACCCCCCACCACUCCCCACAGCACUGCGCUGGGUCACAGGACACCAGGCCAAAGAGAGUCUCCUUUUUGUCCUUUACAGCCUCUGGCCAGUUUUUCACAGUCUUAAUAAUAUCUGGCUUUGUACUUAGAAAUAAAAAACAUUUUCAUAUUA
Leptonychotes weddellii (Weddell seal) is the source of this 1669-nucleotide messenger RNA. The record is from RefSeq and is a predicted model, not a curated record. Lineage: Eukaryota; Metazoa; Chordata; Mammalia; Carnivora; Phocidae.